CCGAGCCUUUUGUACCAACGAGCGAGCGAGCUUCCGGACCAGCAGCCUUUUUCUAUUUAUCAUUUCAGAACUUUCCACCAGCCAUGUCAGACGAGCGUUGUCCAUCUCCAACCCCCCUGAAGCAGUCCACCAUCAUGUCUCCCCAGGACGCCGCGACGGGGAAGAAAUCUCACUGGUCCCAACUGGAGAUAACUGGCGGGGUCAGACAUCUCAGCAGCUCGCUAUGGAGGCUCUCCCACCUCACGGCACUUUACAUCAACAACAACCACCUCACCUCCCUUCCGCCUGACAUCGCCUGCCUGCACCGACUGGAGUACCUGAACGUGUCGUGCAACCAGCUCUGCACUCUGCCCUCCGAGAUCGGCACCGUCGUUUCCCUCCGGGAAUUGCAUUUAAACGAAAACAAGUUAAGUGUUUUACCCUUUGAACUGGGUAAUCUGUUUCAAGUACACACUCUGGGGAUUGAAGGAAACCCGCUGUCUGACGACAUUUACAUCCUCCACCAAGAGCCGGAAGGAACCAGAAAGGUCCUGAAUUACUUACUGGACUCCCUUCCAGUGGGUCCUCUCCAACCCUUCCUUAGACCGUGGGUUACUGUUAAACCGCGGAACCAGCUGAUCUCCACAGCCGCGCUCACGGUCAUGUGUUACAACGUGCUCUGCGACAAAUACGCCACUCAGCAGAUGUACGGCUACUGCCCGUCCUGGGCCCUGAGCUGGGAGUAUCGGAAGAAGGGCAUCGUGGAGGAGAUCACCGCUGGGGACGCCGACAUCAUCAGUCUGCAGGAAGUGGAGACGGAACAGUACUACAACCUCUUCCAGGAAGUCCUGAGACCUCUUGGAUACGACGGCUACUUCUGCGCCAAGUCUCGCGCGAAACACGUGAGCGAGCGCGAUCGGAGGCAUGUGGACGGCUGCGCGGUGUUCUACAAGACCGAGAAGUUCACGGUGGUACAGAAACACAUGGUAGAGUUCAGCCAGAUAGCCCUGGCCAACUCCAACGGCUCAGACGACAUGCUUAACAGAGUCAUGACCAAGGACAACGUCGGCGUGGCAGUGCUUCUGGAGGUCAAUAAGGAAAUGUUCACUGGAGGGCUGAAGCCUGUGGUGGACAGGCAGCUGAUCCUGGUGGCCAACACCCAUCUGCACUGGGACCCCGAGUACUCGGACGUCAAGCUGAUCCAGACUAUGAUGUUCCUGUCCGAGCUGAAGACCAUCGCGGAGAGGGCCUCUGGCGUCUGCUGGGCCCCCACCAAUUGUCCCCCCAUCCCCAUCGUCCUGUGCGCUGACCUCAACUCCCUGCCAGACUCUGGUGUGGUGGAGUACCUGAGCAGCGGGGCGGUGUCGGAGAUCCACACAGACCUGAAGCAGCUGACGUACAGCAAGUGCCUGAGCAACUUCAGCUGCUCCGGGAAGAACGGGAAGCCCAACGGCAGCAUCACGCACAACUUCCACCUGAAGAGCGCCUACGAGACCAGCCUGAUGCCUUUCACAAACUACACCUACUUCUUCAAGGGCAUGAUCGACUACAUCUUCUUCAGCCAGUCCCACCUGAGCGUCCUGGGCCUGCUGGGGGCCCCUGAGGGCCCCUGGCUGUCCCAGAACAUCGUCGGGUGUCCCCACCCGCUGGUGCCCUCCGACCACUUCUCUCUGCUGGUCCAGCUGGAGCUGCACCCGCCCCCGACCCCGCCCCCUGCGACUCGGCCAAUCAGACGCCACGGCGGGUUACAGUUCCUACGAAAGGGCAGGACACUGAGCCUGCAGGAGGCCCAGGGCUUGGGGAAUCCUGUGGGUGCUCUGCUCCAUUGUGCUACUUAACACUGACACAAGUUUCUGGACUGGUUCACUGAAGAGGUGGAAAGUUCAGUUGGACGGUUGGGACACAUUUUCUUGCACACUUAGUUUUUCUUUUACCUUUCAAUGAUACCUUUUUUAUAAAUGUUCAAAAACGUAUGUGAGCCUUUCAAACAGACCAUUGCUAUAUCAUGCACUUAAACAUGGUGGACGUGUUCAACUAGGCGUUGAAACAGAGUUGGCACGGUAGGAGUGGAAACAAUAAAAACAUUUUUUUUUAACAUAUUAAUUAGUGUCAUGCAGUACACCUGUGUUCAGCCCUAAUGCGCCAGCUCUGUGAUGAAGUCAUAUCAGCAAUACCAUCAAAAGAUAACAUUGAUUCAACCCAGAACCUCUAAAACUACAUGGUAAGCUUAAAGUGGUGCCAGUUGAACGGAAUGAAGGGAUGCAUGAUGGGAUACAUGAUGGGGUUCACGAUGUGUAUACUUGAAGUUCGGGGGAGGGAUAGGGAGGGGGGGGUUUAGGGAUGUGUAAACCUAUUUAUGUGAAAAAAAGAAAUAAUAUAUGGGCCCAGGUGCUUUGUUCUCUAUAUUGCCCGAAGGCAAUUCAUUUUAUUUCCCUUGCACUCUUGCAACCAUCUGGUGGCUCUUUAUGUUUUGCUUUACAAAAAUGUAAUAUUAGAAGAAUUUGUAUGGAUAUAUAUUUUGUACGUGAAGAUUAUUUUUUGAGAAUUUAAUUUGUAUGUUAAUUACAAUUUGUAGUUGGAAGAAAUAAGAAAAUGUUACCUGAAUAAAGGAAAUAUACUAAUG
Gadus chalcogrammus (walleye pollock) is the source of this 2602-nucleotide messenger RNA. RefSeq names its product CCR4-NOT transcription complex subunit 6-like. Gene Ontology annotation, biological process: nuclear-transcribed mRNA poly(A) tail shortening. The coding region runs from base 84 to 1817 and encodes 577 amino acids. The record is from RefSeq and is a predicted model, not a curated record. Gene Ontology annotation, cellular component: CCR4-NOT complex; nucleus; cytoplasm. The transcript is spliced from 14 exons. Gene Ontology annotation, molecular function: protein binding; poly(A)-specific ribonuclease activity. NCBI's taxonomy places the organism in Eukaryota, Metazoa, Chordata, Actinopteri, Gadiformes, Gadidae.